GCAAGCGUGGGCGACUGCAGGUUGGGCACGUGUGGCUCAGGCUGUUAGGCUCCAUGCUUAGGCGCUGCGAAAGAGCCCAACACAGUCAUGAGUCAAAUUGCCCAAGAGAGGGUGCAAAAGUUUCACAGCUUCAUUCUCAGCUCGUUUCAAGUUACCCCCCGGCAUUUUUCUGUAAUCAAAGUGACUUAUUGCCCUCGGACGACACCAUGGAAAGCGCGCUGAUUUCAUGGAUAACGGGGGAGAAGAGAAUGCCAAGGCAGAUUCCGACGACCUCGACCCUGGUUGGCGGGAGAGUUGCCAGCGCCCAAAAGGUGGUGAAGACGGUCCGGGCAGUCCACGGACAUGGAAUCUUCAGAGUGGGGGAGACGAUAAACAGCGUGAACCAGGUCUCCAAAACCCUGAACAACUUCAUCCCCAAGGUCUCCAAGCUCGUGGACCGCGCCAACCAGUUUAUUCCCACCAUGCAAAUCAUGGCACAUUCUGCGUGCGAUAGCAUCAAGAUUACCACUAGUUUCACGAAUGUCGCCACCUCGGUUGGGAUCGGCGCUAACCUGGUUCUGACGUACCAGGGCGUCAAGGCCCUCCAUUUGAUCGCCGCCAAACUCGAGGACGUCGCAGCCGCCCUCGCAGCGCAGACGGCACUCACGGCGCAGAGAGACUUCCCCCAGUACGUCUACGACAUGAUACGCGAGCGGCUUGGCCAGACCUCAGAUGAUCCAGCCGGCGAUCACUGGUUCUUUCUCUUACACCCCGACGACGACUGGUACCCCAAAUUCUACCAUCUCCUUGAGACGCAGCCUGUCGGCCCUAGGUUCUGCGGCUAUACGAACCACAUCGACACCAUCUUCGUUUUCAUGCUUGCCGCACGGCGGUUCAUCGAGGAGAGAGAGCGCAGAGCUCGAGAAGCGGGACGGCAGUUUCGCCCUGUGAGGCUGCAUCUCCUGAUUCCGGCGUACCAGCCCAUCCUCAUUGCGGAAGCGCUCAGGAUCCCUCCCGAGAUUGGCGAUUUUGUAAUGGAGGCGAGGGUCAAUAGCGGCAAGGAAUUUGUCUGGCUCAACCUCCCCCAUGGACAGCGGCAUCAUACCUCGGGCAUUGGUCAUUGGGAACCGCCGGGUACUGGAUGGUGGGAAGGAGUCUUGUCCAAGAUUGGCUUGGCCCAGAGACCGCUAACACUGGGCAGUCCCAGGGUAUUAGGAAGUAGACAACGGUCAUCGGAGGACGAUGACGUUUUGGCAAUGGUUGGCGACGGUGAAUUUAGGGCCAGGCCUGUUGCUGAUGGCGAGCCGGGAAACGAAGAUUUGCUAGGACCUCAGACUAGCAACCAAGGUGGUGAUGGAGGAGGGGGAGGGGGAGAAAAUCGACACCAUGCAACGCCGCUGCAUCACCGCCACGGCAGAAGAGACCAUCGUAGGAGUGUCAAAGAAAUAGACAGAGGCAGUCGUGGCGAAAAGGGGCCGGCAGCAGCAGCAGCAGCGGGACUUCGUGAGUCCUGAUCGGGGCAGAGUGCUUAGAAGUACAUACCAUGUAAUAAACCCACUGAUAGUUUCAAGAUAUAGCGAGAAUGGUCUUUUUGGGGGAGAGGGGGUGGGGCCUUACUGAUAAACGCAUGACUAAAAUUCCAAGUACAAGACUCCGUGCUCACGUCUGCGAGAGAACUCGCUGAGAUUGCUUCAAGUUAUUGACAUAUGGUCAAGGUAAUGAUGGAUAUCGACCGUAACAUAUAUCCACAGGAGACUCCAGCUAGUUCGGUUACUUGAAGGGGAAAUUGACUGCGUAGACAACAUCGCAAUGGCAUGCCAAGGACACGCAGACUCAGAUCAGAAUGAGAGAAUUAACUGUAGCUCCGAUGUCAAAUAAGGAAUGAGAGCCAAGUGUGGUGUGAAAGUGUCGACUGGUUACUGUGACGGCCCGCCUUACGCAGUAGGGAUGUCAAUGGUUGAAGGCAGUAACGAAU
This is a messenger RNA of Lasiosphaeria miniovina, 1954 nucleotides long. RefSeq lists its product as uncharacterized. The record is from RefSeq and is a predicted model, not a curated record. NCBI's taxonomy places the organism in Eukaryota, Fungi, Ascomycota, Sordariomycetes, Sordariales, Lasiosphaeriaceae. The transcript has a single exon. The coding region runs from base 54 to 1493 and encodes 479 amino acids.